Ochotona curzoniae (black-lipped pika) is the source of this 2946-nucleotide messenger RNA. RefSeq names its product epithelial cell transforming 2 like (gene ECT2L). Gene Ontology annotation, molecular function: guanyl-nucleotide exchange factor activity; protein binding. The transcript has 20 exons. Bases 1 to 2724 code for a protein of 907 amino acids. NCBI's taxonomy places the organism in Eukaryota, Metazoa, Chordata, Mammalia, Lagomorpha, Ochotonidae. The record is from RefSeq and is a predicted model, not a curated record.
AUGGAGAGCUUCCACACCAGAUUCAGUGCCUGGACUCCUUUUAAAAACAAGUCAUUAAAUGGACAGCUCUUUCAGGAAAGAGUUGCUCUUAUAAGUCAUUGGUUUGACCUCUGGACUAACAAGCAACGUCAAGAAUUCCUGUGCACAAUUUUUUCGCAGUGUACAAAAUCACAGUUAAGGUUUGUCCAAGACUGGUUUUCAGAAAGGAUGCAAGUAGCCAGAGUGGAUUUCUCUACAGUGUUACCACGUUUCAUUUCUCUCUAUAUUUUUUCUUUUCUGAAUCCAAAAGACCUAUGUGUAGCUGCCCAAGUCAGCUGGUCCUGGAAGUUUUUAACUGAACAGGAUUGCUUAUGGAUGCCCAAAUGUGUCAAGUUUGGAUGGUUCCUGCCCUACACACCCACAGAGAAUGAGUACGGAGCCUGGAAGCACCACUAUAUUGCUUGUGUGUCUAACCUGGACUGGCUGACUCCCAGGGAAGCCACAGCUGUGUAUGGCACACUGAAUGAGCCUAAAACUGAAGACGAGGAGCUGCAGGAGAGACGAAGAGAGAGGUGUUUAAGGAAAAUAAUUUGGGAGAAAAUUGAGCUGCGUAAAAAGGAGUUAUUCAAAGUGCGGCCCCCUUGGGUGAGUGGAACAUGCUACUCUAGAUGGUUAAAAUCCAAAUGCCAGCCAUGUCUCCCCCAGACUGUGAGGGCCCGAGUGGGACUUCACGAAGCCCUGCAGAAGGAGCUACUUCUGGCAUCGCUGGAAGCUUCACCCAAGCGAAGCAAUGUUUCUGGAAGCCAUUCCUAUCCUGUAUUAUCAAAGAAAAAUUGGCAGGGAGUUCACAGAGAUGACCAAGACUCUUCAUCUGCCCUCCAGCCACACUUUAUUUUGAUAUCGUCUCAGAUUCCCGCAUACGAGAUGGUGGUGGAGAGUGUGAAGGCAGCUGUCGUUUCCGUGGUGUUUGAGCACAGCGGCAUCACUUUGGAGGGCCUGCUUUAUCUUGUGGAGAAGGCUCUGGAUGGACGGAAGGCCCAGAGCCUGGGUGUCUUCAGUGAUGGAGAUAGCAGAGAAAUCCACUUGCUCCAAGGCUAUAAAAUUGGCGUUAAAAACUUGCUGAAGCCUGAAGUGAGAGACUUCUGGGAGAAAUUAGGAAGCUAUGUGGCCACUGAAGAGGAAGGCGGACAUGUAGACUUGUUCGUGCCACUUGGAGCAUCAGAGAUGGGAAAUGAAGUUCUUGCUCAGCUGUCUCAACUGACUGGCACAUUCUUUACUGCCCCCACUGGGAUUGCAACUGGCUCUUACCAACACAUUCUCAGUGAGUGGCUGGGAGCGCCGUGGGAAAGGAUGCCCCCUGCCAUCUACUUCAAUGAAGCCAAGCUGCAGCUAUGGGCCCACUUCGCCGGCUCCCUGGAAGACACCUUGAGAGCCGUGAGGAAACAGUUAAGUCCUCUAUUCAAGGAGCUGCGGAAGAGCGUCAGUGGCAGGAUGAUCGGGCAAUUUAUGUAUGACACCAUGAGCCUGACCAACAUUCUGAACAACCAAGAAGUUGCGAGUGCUCUGACGGAGGGGCUGAUGGAGCUGUCAAAAGCAGACUCUGGUAGAGCUAUUGCAGAAGACAUGUCUCAGGACAUGGCAUCCAGUCUCAACUCAAACAACCUGAAUCUCGAAGUGCUGCUUAAGCUGGAGAGAAAGCUCCAGAUGGACUCAGCAGAAAAGCGAAGUAGAGUUGUCAGGGAGCUUGUGCAGAGUGAGAGAAAAUAUGUGCAAAUGUUGGAGGUCGUGAGAGAUGUGUACGUGAGGCCGCUGGAAGCAGCCUUGGCAUCCAACAGAGCGAUCCUGAGCACUGCGAACAUGCAGAUCAUUUUCUCUGACAUCCUGCAAGUUUUACAUCUCAACAGGCAGUUUUUAGAUAAUCUUAGAGACAGACUGCAGGACUGGGGCCCAGUUCACUGUGUGGGGGAACUAUUCCUGAAGUUUGGAAGCCAGUUGAACACAUACAGCAAUUUCUUCAACAAUUACCCUGUGGUUCUGAAAACCAUUGAAAAGUGCCGAGAAGCGACUCCAGCCUUCCGAGCUUUCCUGAGGCGGCAUGAUAAGACGGUUGUCACCAACAUGCAGAGCCUGCCAGAGUUGCUGCUGUUGCCAUCCUGGAGAUUUCAAGAGUACCUCCAGCUGCUCUACGCACUCAGGCUGCAUACUCCUGCAGAACACGUGGACCGGGUGCACCUGACCACUGCCAUUGACCAACUCAGAAAAUACCAGGCUUAUAUAGACCAGAUGAAGCAACGUAUUCAUAUGGAGGAGAGGCUGUCCGAUAUACAGAGAAUCAUCUGGGGGUGCCCCGCUAUAUCGGAAGUAAGCAGGUAUCUGAUUAGGGUCCAAGACGUAGCCCAACUUCACUGCUGUGAUGAGGAAAUAAGCUUCUCCCUAAGGCUCUAUGAACAUAUCCGUGACCUUAGCCUUUUCCUCUUCAAUGACGCCCUGCUUGUGGCUAGCCGGGCCACAGCUUACACUCCAUUCGAAAGGACUUCAAAAACCACCUACCAAUUCAUUGCAUCAGUGGCCCUUCACAGAUUACUCAUAGAAGACAUUCCAGACUCCAAGUAUGUCAGGCAUGCCUUCAUUCUCCAAGGUCUGCGGCGGGAAUGGAUCUGUGCUGCGGAGGAGGAGGAGGAGAAGGCCCUGUGGCUGUCGGUACUCCGACAUGCAAUCAGAAGCAGUAUGGACAAGUCAGACUGAACUUACACAGACGUCAGGGGUGUCAACUCUCCCUGGCAGUGAUGCACGGAUUUCCCCUCAGAAUGUCCAAGAGGCAGCAGGAGGACCGUCAUGGAUGACGACAGGUUCAAUGGGGACGACCCUGGAGGUUCUGUCCAACUUUACAACCAUAUUAUCUGUGGCCAAUUACAUCAACAACGUGAGAGAAAUGCGAGUUCAAAAUUCUGAACCAUUUCUUCUGGC